Molecule: messenger RNA, 1576 nt
Organism: Hypanus sabinus (Atlantic stingray)
Lineage: Eukaryota; Metazoa; Chordata; Chondrichthyes; Myliobatiformes; Dasyatidae
Exons: 4
Coding region: 186-1133 (315 amino acids)
Source: RefSeq, a predicted model, not a curated record
GGCGCAAACAAUGGUUCGGAGAAGCAUCGCACCAGGAAGGAAGUUAAAGGAAUAAACCGCCGAGGGAGUGGUCAGAGGGUUUACAUUUCACUGUUCUUGUUUGGCGCAACCUGAAAUCAUAGUUCCUGAUCUAUACAAACUCCCCUGUUGUGAAGGUGCAUCGGACGGGAACGGGUGCAGAGAAAAUGUCCAAUGAUUCCAACGACAACAGAUUGAAAUUUGUUAAGCGACCGGACGAGAUCACAGGAGAUGAUGACCCGAAUGUUUACAGAGUGGAAAUGUCCUGUGGACACGCUGUGGAUCCCAUUUCACUCACGGAAUGGUGUCGGAUCCGUAUCAGCGAGGGUCAUUUCAAAUUCCACUGCCCUGCAUUAAUAGAUGGGACAAAUAAAGGCUGUGGAAAGGAAUGGUCCUACGUGGAGGUGUGCAGACACGCAUUGCUCUCUGUUGAGGAACGACAGGAUUUUGAAGAGAAGAUUGCCACUCUCACUGCUUCAAGUUACUGUGAAUACAAACAGUGUCCUAGGUGUGGGACUUACGUGGAACGGAAAGAUGAGACAAACGUAUCAGUGACUUGUUCAAUCUGCACGGCCAUCGAUGGAAUCCCUUUGGAAUUUUGCUGGCAAUGUAUGAAGGAGUGGAAAGGCCCAGGUCCGCGAUCUGAUAAAUGUGAUAAUGAAGGAUGCAUUAAUAUCCAGCUGGAAACCUUGAAGAACUGUGACACAAAAAUUUUACCUGACAGCAAUAUUCAAAAUUGUCCUAUAAUCCGUGCUUGUCCCACUUGUGGUUUGCUUAUAGAACAUAAAGAUAAGUGCAAAUAUAUCAUGUGUGUCAGAUGCCAUGUGGAAUUUUGCUUUGCCUGCCUUAGCACAAAGGCAAUUUGCAGUGAAUCAUCUGAGUAUUCUCGUUAUUGUGCUAUACCUGUAGCCCCAAGGCAAACAAGUAUUCCAGUGUGGAAUCGUACUGAAGAUCAGGCCUCCAAACCCACUUCAGAUUCCUAUUCAUUUGGCAGUCCAAAUCCCACUCUAAAUUAUAUUCUAAAUCUUGUUCAAAAUCCCAUUCAAAAUCCUGUUCAGAAUCCAACUUUAAAUUCUAACAGCCAUCCCAAGGACCAAAGUUGUACGCUUCUAUGACUAAAGAAUCCCGAUCAGAGAUUGCUGAAGGUACAAAACAUGCAGAACAGUCAGUUAAACAUUGUUAGAGCGUAUUAUGUAAUUUGCUUGACCCUUUGUUCUUGUGAUGGAUUGUUUCAUUCACUGUUCCCAUGGUGAUCUGAUCUGAGAAUCCAUAAGUAGAAUAAAUAAUUGUCAUUUCAUCUUCCCUAAAACAUCCAGCCCUGGUUUAAAGUGGACCAAUGCAUUAUGUGUAUAUACAGGUUAAUUUCACGAUAAUCAUGUCUCCUCAUUUUUCUGCAACAUUCUGUGUAUAAUGUGAAGAAAGCAUAAUUGAUUGCUUUUGUAUUUUAUGUGUUCUUCUGCAAGUACUUCCCAGACAUAGAAUCAGCUGACUUUCUUGUUUUAUUGUUUAAAUGUAUUAACAUGUGAACUGCAUCAAUAUACAAAUCUCCAGAAGUAGG